Messenger RNA from Chara braunii, 3869 nucleotides. The record is from the annotation of a GenBank genome assembly. NCBI's taxonomy places the organism in Eukaryota, Viridiplantae, Streptophyta, Charophyceae, Charales, Characeae.
ACGUUUUACUGUUGCCGCUUGACGUUUUACUGUGGCUACAUUUUACUGUGACGAUUGCAAGGGCAAGUGAGUGGGUUGUCCGUCAUGCCAUCCAUAGAUAUGGAAAUAGAUGGUGCUGGUCAGCAGCAUGUGCGCAAGACUGCGAGGUACGAACCCAGAGAUGAGAGGUUCAUCGUAAGGGAGCGACAGUUUCGGCAGCAGUACAGUAAUGUCUACUAUAUGCGAUUACAACUCCUCCGGCCUGUGCUGAAGGAGAGGGUCCAAUCAACUUGGCCUGGCAUGCGAAUCUCCAACGUCCUCAACUUGGAAGAGGGUGUGGAGUGUGCAGUCAUUGGGACCAUCUACAAGCACAUGCAACUGAAGCCGUCGAUCCUUGAUGAAUACGCGAAAGAGCGAUCGAAUGUGCCGCUUGUCACUGCAUCGAAAUUUGUUAGGGAUGAUGACCACCUGAUUCUUGAAGAUGAGAGUGGGAGAGUGAAGCUUGUUGGCGAUGGUGUUGAUGUUGGAGGAUACGUCACUGGUGUGGUUGUGGGGGUACUUGGCCGGGAGACUGGGAGCGGGGAGUUCCACGUGUCGGCGUUGGUCGAAGCAGGACUUGCUCCUCAGCAGCCCUUGAACAGGACUCCUGCAGAAGAGGGAGGCGGACCGGUUUCGCCAAAGUACGUCGCGCUUGUCUCGGGACUAAAUGCAGGCAGCGAUGGAGGCAAUCCAUUGCUCAUUCAGCUGCUCGUCGACCACUUGUCAGGCUAUCUUGGUGGUGACGAGGACCAAGGCCAGAGUGCUGAGGUUGUCCGGUUGGUUAUCGCGGGCGAUUCCGUGCGGUUGCCGACCGAGUUGCUGGGUGGGAAGCCGGUCGUUGGUCGCGACCAAUCGAGGUUAACUUCUCCGAUAAAGGAGCUAGAUCUGGCACUAACAGAGCUGGCGGCAUCCAUGCCUGUUGACAUCAUGCCGGGGGCUAAGGACCCCGCCAACUUCUCACUGCCGCAACAACCACUUCACUCCUGUCUGUUCCCUGGUGCUCGGCAGUACUCCACAUUUUUCAGUUCGCCAAAUCCGCAUCAUUUUGAGGUCGACGGAGUCGUCUUUCUUGGGACGUCAGGACAAAAUGUGCAGGACCUGUACAAGUUUUCAGUGGCAGAGGACCGACUCGCGCUUGCGGAGAAAACCCUGAGAUGGCGACACUUGGCCCCCACGUGCCCCGAUACCUUGGGUUGUUACCCGUUCACGACAUCCGAACCAUUUGUGAUUGACAGCUGUCCACAUGUGUAUUUCAUUGGGAAUCAACCAGCAUUUAGCUCGCGGCUUAUCAAGGAGCCGGAGGGGCAGCAAGUUAGAAUCGUGUGUCUUCCAUGUUUCACAGAGUCAGGGACCGCGGUUCUUGUCGACUUGCGAACUCUCGAAUUAGGGCCCACUCGAGGUGGUACCGCCACCCAACCAUACACGAGGGAGGAGGAGGAGAAGAUGGCCGCCAUCCUGCAGGAGAGGAAGGAGAAGAAGGAGGCCAAGAAGAAGGCCUUGAAAGAAGAACAGGCGGCCAAAUUGAAGAAGAUGGAGGAAGAAAUGGCCAGGGAGAAGGAGAGGCUGAUAAAGGAAGAAGAGGAGAAGCAGAAGGAGGUGGAUGAAGAGGAGGAGGGACCACCACUGCAAAGGAGUGGGCAGCACAGCGGCCGCAGCAGUGAUGAGAUGGAGAAGAAGAUUUCGGAGUGGGUCGCCAACUUAUCCCUGGGUGAGGARGAAGAGGUUGCUAUGUACAUCCCCAAGGAUGAGCAAGAAGCCGCCAUGAAGAAAUGGGAAGCAGAAGAAGAUGUUCUGACGCGGCGGGCGAUGGAGGAYGAACARAGGAUGGCGUGGAAGCUYGCAGUGAUGAGGGAGAARAAGAGAAGARUGGAGGCGGCGAAUGCSGCAAUGCAGGAACUGGAGGAGGUGAGGGCUGCCGUAACAACACAAUUGAUUCCGCAAGUGGAUCUCCAACGUAAAGUGGAGAUCAUCGCCCAGAGCGUUGAGCGGUUAGCUAAAKKGCAAGAAAGGCACUUUGAGUUUAGUCGYAGCCAGGAGAUWUMUGUACGCUCRAUGCGAACRGGCUUACGGGAUUUUGCUCGCGAACUAGUAGGCGCUGUGGGAUCCGAGGUGAGUCAUCGCCUYGAGAAGACUGAGCGUUKUUGUGUCGGCGCCAUCGAAGGCGUCAAGGURGCCRCUCCCAAGGAGGAGGAGGCCSGUCCUYGCAGGGAGCCAGUCAAAGUCAAAUUCCMUGAUUCCUACAGUGGGAAAAGGGAAGAGAACUUUGACAAUUGGGARGCCAAYGUUAAGACCUAUGUGCAUUUGCAACAGGUCUCCCCGGAUCAGCAGGUCUUAAUUGCGAUCCAUGCACUUAGAGACGAGGCCGCCAGUUUCGCGAGAUCCCUUGUUCGUGCUGCCAACUGUAGUGACGAUCCAGUUGCGUACUCCUCAUUUACGUCCCUCACCGAAUUCCUGAAGUUGCUGCGCRAGCGAUUUGCUGAUGUCGCUCGCAGUGUCAAGGCCUCAGACAAGCUCCAAACCAUCCAUUCUCAAGAGUAUGUAGAGGGAGUCCAGGCAUAUUUCCGCCUAGAGAAGGAUGGGAAAGUGGAGAAGGUCCUCCACUCCCUGACUCUCCUCGUAGAAGACAGCCUCCCAUUUGAUAUUGUCUUGGGAAUGGAUUGGAGAGAGGCAGCCGGGGCGACGCUCCAUCUGAAGGAGCACGAGUGUAGGCUCCCUAGUUCCUCAGGCGAGGCUAAGACUGCCCGCCUGUUCCAUGUGUCAGGGGUAGAGAAUUCCUUGGCGCAUUGCUGCUUGAGUGCCCCCGCCAGAUUAGUGAAGAAGGAGAAAUUGAAUGAGCAGGUCUUUGUUGCCUAUGUGAGGCCAGUGACUGAGCCUACGGAAGAAAAACCGAUGGACCCUGCGAUUGCCAAGCUACUGGAAGAGUUCAAGGACCURACCGAGUCGCCGAUAGGAGUGGUACCGCGGCCCAUCCAGCACCGUAUGGAGAUAGAGCCUGGCAGUAGGACUCCUAAGGGCGCUGUAUAUAGGAUGUCCCCACGGGAGUUAGAGGAGCUCCUCGAGAAGGGUUGGAUUAGGCCCUGUUCGUCCCCUUUUGGAGCGCCUGUUCUCUUUGUUCCUAAGAAAGAGGGAGAGUUGAGAAUGUGCAUAGACUAUAGGGGUCUGAAUGCUAUUACAGUGAAGAAUGUUGAGCCACUGCCGAGGAUAGACGAUCUCUUAGAUCGAGUGCAGGGGGCCAAAUAUUUCUCUAAGGUAGAUUUAAAGUCCGGAUAUCAUCAAAUAGAGGUACAUCCUGAUGAUCAGUAUAAGACAGCUUUCCGGACUAGGUACGGGCAUUAUGAGUUUAUAGUGAUGCCCUUUGGACUAACCAACGCGCCARCUACRUUCYAGCGCUGUAUGAAUGAUUUGUUUAGGCCAUGGUUAGACAGAUUUGUCGUAGUUUAUCUAGAUGACAUUCUCGUGUUUAGUAGGACCCUUGAAGAGCACCAGGGUCAUCUCAGGCAGGUCUUGGAGAAGCUGAGGGAAGCUAACUUCAAGAUCAAUGCAAAGMAGUGCGAUUGGGCGAAGACCCAAGUUUUGUAUUUAGGCCACAUCUUAGACGGAGAUGGCGUUAAGCCAGAGGAUUGCAAGAUCGCAGCGAUUAGAGAAUGGCCCACGCCACGUACGCUGACAGAGUUGCGCUCGUUUCUGGGCUUAGCUAAUUACUACAGGAAGUUCGUGAGGAACUUCUCCACCAUCRCUGCGCCCCUUCGCAGAUUGUUGAGGAAGGAGACCAUCUAGAAGUGGGAUAAGGACUGCACGUCUGCCAUGAAGAAGUUAAAGCAGGCAUUAAUAGAGUAUCCAGUCCUUAAAGU